This is a messenger RNA of Drosophila obscura, 510 nucleotides long. It is a transcript of the gene apn, whose product is annotated as protein apnoia. The record is from RefSeq and is a predicted model, not a curated record. The transcript is spliced from 2 exons. Lineage: Eukaryota; Metazoa; Arthropoda; Insecta; Diptera; Drosophilidae. The coding region runs from base 52 to 465 and encodes 137 amino acids.
ACCAGAUUCCCGAAUCGAAGGACUAAACGACCACCAACGAAAGAACUCGAAAUGGCCGCCAACCAGAAAAUUGUAUUCGCCAUCGUGUGCCUCUCCCUAGCCUUUAAUGUGGUGUUGGCCCAGCAGCAGCAGCAGCAGCCUGCCAAUAGCUCGGACUCCGACUCGGAUGUGGCUGAGAGCCGCACCUUCGGCCAUCAUUUCCUGCGACGCAUCAGCUUCGCUUUGGUGCCCGGAGCCUUUGUGGUGGGCGUGAUCACUACUCUGCUGGCGGCCCUGACUGUCGUCUCCAUGAAGGGACUGGGCGUGGGCGUCAUCCUGCUGGUGCUGGCCAUUGGACAGAUGCUGUCGCGAGCCCUGCCCGUCCAGGCAGCCGCCUAUGCCGCCGCCCCAGUGGCGGCUCCAGUGCCCGUCGUCUACUCGCACUCGCACACCCAGCAGCCCGUCUGGCUGGAGAAGGAGUGGUAGAGAAAAAGGGGGUCAGAGAUCGGCACGGGACUGGACGAGAAAAGC